Molecule: messenger RNA, 870 nt
Organism: Cynara cardunculus var. scolymus (artichoke)
Lineage: Eukaryota; Viridiplantae; Streptophyta; Magnoliopsida; Asterales; Asteraceae
Exons: 3
Coding region: 1-870 (289 amino acids)
Source: RefSeq, a predicted model, not a curated record
AUGACGUUGUCAGCCUCGGUUCCUUUAUCCAAGUCACCUACACCUACACCUACACCUACACCUACACCUACACCUACACCUACACCUACACCUACACCUACACCUACACCUACACCUACACCUACACCUCUCUUCGUGUCAUCUGAUCUUCCUACAUCAUCUCCUAUACCUUCUAGAUCUCAGUCCGUACACCCGAUGGUUACCCAUACCCAUGACCAUACUCGCAAGCCCAAGACCUUUGCUGAUCGUGUUCUUUAUCAUACUUUCUCAGAAUCAACAUCAGAUAUCGAACGCUCAACCUUUACCAAAGCCCAAAUAUGGCCGAUAUGGUGGGAUGUAAUGAGAUCUGAAAUUGCUGCACUUCACUCAAAUGGAACUUGGGUGUUAGUUCCGGCUCCCUCAUGUGCUAAUAUUGUCGAAUGUUGCUCCGAUGACUAUCGGCCUACUACCGGACAUUGCGUGUUUCUUGAACCCAGUGUGAUCAGCUGGAGCUAUAAGAAACAACACACUGUUGCUUGUUCAAGCCUCGAAGCUGAAUACCGUGCUCUUGCACAUGCUGCUGUCGAAUUAAAAUGGAUUUGUUCUCUUAUUGGUAAGCUUCAUAUUAGUCUGCCUAGUGCUCCAACUCUAUGGUGUGAUAAUCUUGGCGCUACCUAUCUUGCAACUACCGCAAUAUUUCAUCAGCGUACGAAGCAUCUUGAGAUUGAUCUGCACUUUAUUCGAGAUAUGAUUUUGACUCGAACACUUUGUGUCAGAUAUGUUCCAACAACUACUCAAGUUGAUAUUCUUACAAAAGGACUUGUGCACGAUUUGCUCAGUUAUUAUCCAACUACAGUGAGUAAAAAAACCUCUCUUUCUCUUCUCUUCUAG